Molecule: messenger RNA, 3726 nt
Organism: Trichomycterus rosablanca
Lineage: Eukaryota; Metazoa; Chordata; Actinopteri; Siluriformes; Trichomycteridae
Gene: tmcc2
Product: transmembrane and coiled-coil domain family 2
Exons: 5
Coding region: 60-1439 (459 amino acids)
Biological process (GO): amyloid precursor protein metabolic process
Cellular component (GO): endomembrane system
Source: RefSeq, a predicted model, not a curated record
AGAGGGAUGGGCCUCCCAAACAGAGCCGCGCUCAUCCUGCCAAUCCGGGACUAAAUAGUAUGCUGGAUAAGAGUGAGGUGUCGACGCUGCCUCUGCCCCCCUCGGUGACCCAUGGCGGCUCAGACAGCAACAUCAGCGUGGAGGGGGUGGCGUCCAUUUCGGGGACGGGGUCAUGGCAGGGCGAGGGGCAGACUGAGGGGCAGCGAACCCGCGCUGCCCUCGAUCACCUUCAGCAGAAGAUCCUAAAGAUCACGGAGCAGAUCCGCGUGGAACAGGAGGCGCGCGACAACAACGUAGCCGAGUACCUGAAGCUCGCGCACAACGCCGAUAAACAGCAGGCGUCACGCAUCAAACACGUGUUCGAGAAGAAGAACCAGAAAUCAGCGCAGACUAUUGCUCACCUGCACAAGAAGCUCGAGCACUACCACAAAAAGCUCAAAGAGAUUGAGCAGAACGGACUGGCUCGCCAGCCCAAAGACGUCUUGCGGGACAUGCAGCAGGGCCUGAAGGACGUCGGCGCCAAUGUCCGGGCUGGUAUCAGUGGUUUUGGAGGGGGUGUGGUCGAAGGCGUGAGAGGUGGGGUCUCAGCACUCAUACGCAAUAAAUUCGGCAGCGCCGACAACAUCACCCACCUGAAGGACACUUUGGGGGCAGGGAAUGCGGAGGACACACCCCCUCGCACACUCAGUGGCAGCGCCACCCUGGUCUCCAGCCCCAAGUACGGCAGCGAUGACGAGUGCUCCAGCGGCACCUCCGGGUCCGGCGCCGGAAGCAACUCCGGAGGGGCCGGGGCCAUCUGCAUGGGCAGCCCGCGACUGGACGGACACCACCAUCAUCAUCAUCACCAUCAUCACACGUCCAGCUCGUGGGACGCACUUCUGGAGGGGCUGCAGGAGAUCAAAGCCAGUCAGGUGCAGAUGGAGGAUGCCAUGGAGGACAUGAAGACCCAGCUACAGAGCGACUACUCCUACAUGACCCAGUGCCUGCAGGAGGAGCGGUACAGGUAUGAACGUCUGGAGGAGCAGCUGAACGACCUGAGUGAACUACAUCAGAAUGAACUGAGCAACCUGAAGCAGGAACUGGCCAGUAUGGAGGAGAAGGUGGCGUACCAGUCCUACGAGAGAGCCCGUGAUAUACAGGAGGCGGUGGAAUCGUGCCUGACCCGCGUCAGUAAGCUGGAGUUGCAGCAGCAGCAGCAGCAGGUGGUGCAGUUGGAGGGCGUGGAGAACGCUAACGCCCGCGCUCUGCUCGGCAAGCUGAUCAGCGUGCUGCUGGCGCUCAUGGCCGUCCUGCUGGUCUUCGUCUCCACCGCCGCCAACUUCAUCACCCCUCUGAUGAAGACGCGCGCCCGCAUCGCCUCGUCCGUCGCCCUCACGCUCUUCCUCAUCACGCUCUGGAAGCACUGGGACUGGCUGGAGCUCUGCUUCCUGCCCGGCUGAGUCCCGGGAACUCCAGCGCCAUCCUCUGGUACCUCACAGCAGUGCGGUAACACACUGCUGCUGCAUCUGAAGAACUAACCAGGCUCCUCAGAGAGACUGAGAAACAUCUCCAAACACCACAGGAGCAGGGAGUGGGGCGUGUCUCAUUUACACCAGCUUUAUCCAAAUCUGGUCCUGUAGCUCCAGUGCUGACACACCCCUGUUUUCCAGACGAUACAGUCUCUCAGAAAAUCUGAAAAUCAGCUUAAUACUAAUAUGCACAUUAUUUUUACAUUAACACCUGGGUGGUGCAGCGGUCUACCGACCUAGCACGCCACCGCCGAGUGUCUGAAUCUCAGCAGAGCCACGAGGGAGUCACGCCGAGCUUUAAGUGUGAGUCCAACACUGGUGAAAGAUGUGGCGCUUUUGUUACCUCUAAUUGGACUCAUGCUGCUAGCUCUGCAUCUGUUCACCUAUAGGUUUUGUGAGACACGCUAAGCUCUUCAUUGCUAUCGCAGAUGCCUCGACCAGCCAGCAGAGGCCGCAGUUCAGGACUUGGCGUGUCUCGCUUUCUAGAGAGACUCACGUCUGGACAAUAGAGUCGGUGUCUCAGAUCGGGAACAUCACCAGACCGUAACCACACAGGACCAGAGACAGAUUAGCUUUAUACUCUCUCAUCCAGCCAUCCUGAAGAGAAGAAUGGAUAUCUAUAUAUUUUUUCACCUUUGGAUAGGUUGGAGUGUUCGUGCAUGGGAUCAGAAACAGGAGUCUCCAUCGUUCCAUCCAAAUAUCUGAGAAUACUGAACGUUUUCAUACUACUGAAGCUUUUAUGUGAUGGCUGUUUUAUUAUCUGUGAUGUUCUGUGGGUUUGAGUCAGACGUCUCUAAGGUCUGUCCGUGUAGAAACCAGACUUUAGGUUUAGACUUGAUGAUUUCAGAUGCUUAUGAGUGAAUUCUUUGAUUAAAUAAAGCUUUUGCAGUGAUGGUAUGAUAGAAGAAUGAUAAAAGAACAGUAUGAAAGGAUGACGAUCGGUUGAUGUGUUGCUACGGUCGUAAGAAAGAUGCUCUUUAUUUUAGGUGCUUGAGUGGAGUUGGAGGGUAAAGCUUUCUUACUGCUGCACAGGAGUGUGCGAGGAGUUUGGCAUGUUAUCCUUAUAUUUGAGAAAAAUGCAGAAUGUGAUUGGCUGCCUUAAUUUGCCCUUAGAUGGACGUUAGUGUGGGAACGUGUGAAUGUAAGCUGGUCUACACUGGAUUGACAUCCAUCCAUGUUGUUUCCCUGCUCUGCACCCAGCGUUUAGGUGAUACCAGACCCACCACCAUCCUGACCAGGAUAAAGCACUCAGUCACUAAACUAAAUGAAUUACAGAGCUGUGGAAAUUUUAACUUGAUUUCUGCUCGUGUCAAACCAGUUCCUUUUGGCUGCUCCUGAUAGCUGUUGCUACAGCAGAUCUUUUAUCUGCAUGUUUCAUUUGGCACAGUUUUUUAUGCCAGAUGCUAUUUUUGACGCAAUCCUACUAUAUAUAAAGAUAAACUCCUCCUGAACUCAGCAGUGUGGCUCUUAGCAUCGCGGCACACAGGCUUACUCAAACUAGCAGUGCCUGUAAUCUGUAAAAUUAGGACAUAAGACCUACGCCUCCCCCCACGAUGAAAAUGAACAUGUGAAUGAGGUAAAAGUUGCUUUAUGUCUACGUAAGUGUCAAAUUAUUUAAGUAUAAAAUGUGUGAUUCAUUUAGGACUGUCCCCCUUUUUAAUCAAACAAAGUAAGUGUUUAAAUCUUGUUUGUUUGGACAACAGAUGAUGAUGGUGGUGGUGGUGUGGGCAGCUAAGAGUCGAGACUUUUCUCUUAUUUUAAAGCUCUGAACGGUGAUGUGGAUUAAAGAUUGUUUAUUUCUGUUCAUCAUGAAUGUCAUUAGUAUUGGUGCUGUAGCUGCUUGUGCAUGCCGUCACACUGCCACGUCCAUGUUUACAGCCUCCCUGAUCAAUGAGCUGCGACACGUUUAAUAUCUAAUAACAUUUCUGUACCGCGGUGUUGUGAUUUAGGGAGGGCUCGUCUGUCUCUGUGUAACAACUUUGUUAUAUUUAUUACAGGUUUGUUUUUUGUGUACUGUUGAUAUGUUACACUUGACUGAAAAUAGGGACACCAGGAACGCUUUGCACAGCUCUGUAAUUAAAAAUGCUCAAGCUCAUCAUAGCUGUUUUAUAAGCCCUGCCUGUACAGAUCACAUGAUUAAUUAUCGGAUUGUCCGCCGGCAUGUUUAGCCAUUAACCUCACAUUUCUACCUGUUUAAUAAAUCCACCUAAACUUUAAA